AUGGCUCGGAGGCGUCCGGCUUCCAACAGCAAAGAUGCCCGAAAGGCACCAUUGGCAUGCCUGACUUGUCGCAAGAAGAAGGUUCGGUGCUCAGGGACUACGCCCUGUCAGUACUGCACCAAGAGAGGACUGGACUGUAGGGUUCCUGAGCAUGGGCACAAGCGCAUGUACAUGGCCAAUCGUAUUGAGGAACUUGAGAGCAAGUUGGCCAGAUAUGAAAAGGAGGGUAAUACGAUACCAACCGGACUACCUGGGAGCAUUUCACUUACAGAAACCCCGGCUCCAACCCAUAACGGACUCAAUGGAGAAACAAAUGGGCACUCACAGACAUCUCACUCAUCCCCAAACGCAGAUCAGCACAGAACGUCAAGGUCUCCGAGCUUCAUUCGCCCGUCCAGCUUCGCAGCACCUUUGACUCAGCCUAGUUAUCCGGCUAAAGAGGCCGCUCAUACAUCCCCAGCUUCAACGAUUCUUGCAGGCUCCUCUCUGAGUUCGAGCCACACCUUUGGUUCCAGAGUACAGGAUCUACUUGGGUCAUCUCGUCCCGAGUAUGAUCAAAUCACAAACAAGCCCUGGGUGAGCCCAGAGGCAAACCAACUUCACGAAGUAGCUAGGAACAGCGCCCCAUGGCGAACUUCGAAUACCGAGUUUCCCAAGCUGCCAUCAAGACAAGAGGCAGAGAGACUACUGGAAAAGGCCUUGUUCUACAUCGGCCAGUCACAGCAUCACAUUGACGCCCGCGAGUUCUCAGACCGACUAUGGGUGUUUUACGAGAACAAGGAUGAUCCUGAGCAGCGUCAAUCGCCGUGGGUUCUGGAGAUGAUUCUGAUGAUUGCCAUUGGAACACUAUUUGACGCGAAUCCCGAAGGUAAUGAUGAGUUUUCAGGGGUUCAGCUGUUUGAAUAUGCGCACAAGAACGUACCGACGUUAACAGAGAUGCGUGCCUUUGGAAAGCUCGGGGUUGAGAUCUUUGCGCUCUUUGCGAUUUACCUUGUAAACAUGAACCGCAAGGAAGAGGCUUAUCUCUACAUCAGCACUGCUAUGCGACUGGCUAUUGCGCAAAAGUAUCACAGAGUUUGUGGAACCAGACACUUGAUGCAGUCAGAAAAGGUCCAUUUGAACCGUCUCUGGUGGACUAUUUACAUGCACGAGAGACGUCUAGCUGCAGCAACGGGAAACCCUCCUAGCAUAGCUGACGAAGCCAUCAACAUCUCACUUCCAAGCGAUUCCCCCGGGUUCCCUCCUGCUGGGCCUAUGUGCACAAACAUUCGGAUCGCCAGAGCCACAGGGCGCAUCCUGGCUGUGCUCUACAACCCAGAGGACGAAUCAGAGAAUACCUUUAUCCCUCAUGUCCAAGAGAUCGUCAAGUCUUUAUACGGGAUAUCACAAGAGAUUCCCUCAGACUCGGUUACUGAUGUCUACAACCUGGGUCGUGACCAGUGUCUGAGGACAACUGCCUCACUUCAUCUGAUGCUCUUCCAGGCAACAAUUCUCACAAUUCGGCCAAUCAUGCUUCAUGCUGCAAAGCUCAUCCUGAGUGGCCAAGGGCCAACUGGCGAGCAACUACAAGCUUCGCCACUUGGAAGGCUAUCAAGGACGUGCGUGGAAGCUGCUAGGCGGCAACUGAAAGUCGUCGGUACACUAAGGAAGCGAAACAUGAUCGCAAUCUUUGGUUUUUACGACUUUGAGGCCUCGUUCUCUGCUGCCUUCGUCAUGAUUCUGGCCGCCAUUCUGGACUCGGUUUGCGACGAGAGCUCAAAGAUCAACCCCAAGCCGGGGCUGACCGAGGCAUUGGGCGAGUUGCAGUACCUCGCCGACCACGGCAACACGUACGCUCGUGAUAGGCUGCAGGAGGUGAAGAGGCUAUGGAAGGUCAUGGCUCAAAAGAUUGAGUCACUGCAAGUGGUCAACGUGUCUCCUCAGGCACACACAGGCGACGUCAACGGCGAUGCUCACCACGACACUCAAACCAAUGGUAUCGGAGUCAACGGCACAGAACUCGUCAACAUGGGUAACGCCGGUGUUGACCUAGUUCCCGGACAAGGCCAGACAUCUCCAGAGGACUUUAUGCUCCUCGACACUGAUCUCUGGGACAACUUCAACAACCUCUGGGUUCCCAUGCCCGAGGGCGCGGGAGACAACCAGCAGCAAGACAUGAUGAUGGCGGACAUUCCGCCAGACGACUUUUACAAGUACUGCUACUCGAUGUAUAAUAAUCCCGACUGGGACCUCACGGGAGAGGAUGUUGGGGACUUUGCUGAGCUUGGAAGGCACAUUCAGGAUUCUUGA
Messenger RNA from Fusarium vanettenii 77-13-4, 2289 nucleotides. RefSeq lists its product as uncharacterized. Gene Ontology annotation, molecular function: DNA binding; DNA-binding transcription factor activity, RNA polymerase II-specific; zinc ion binding. The coding region runs from base 1 to 2289 and encodes 762 amino acids. Lineage: Eukaryota; Fungi; Ascomycota; Sordariomycetes; Hypocreales; Nectriaceae. The transcript is spliced from 10 exons. The record is from RefSeq and is a predicted model, not a curated record. Gene Ontology annotation, biological process: regulation of DNA-templated transcription; DNA-templated transcription.